Lytechinus variegatus (green sea urchin) is the source of this 2817-nucleotide messenger RNA. RefSeq lists its product as uncharacterized. Lineage: Eukaryota; Metazoa; Echinodermata; Echinoidea; Temnopleuroida; Toxopneustidae. The coding region runs from base 794 to 2737 and encodes 647 amino acids. The record is from RefSeq and is a predicted model, not a curated record. The transcript is spliced from 19 exons.
CAAAUAUAAUCGUACACAACGUAAAUAUUACUUUGGAGGCAGAACACAACUCCCCGAAAAGCAUAUACUUCGAGACGUGUUAAAUCUACUUCCGAACAAAACGACGUUUGUGGAGCAUCAAUCGUGCGGAUUUUAUAAGCUAUUUUCUCCUUCGUUGCACUUUGGUUAUAAGACCUUUCUGUCAUUAACAUGGUUAAAGACGCACAGAUCUCGACACCACACAUUCUAGACGAGCUUUUCACGAUGACCUAUCUAAGACGAAUCGGUGGUUUCUAUACAAUUUGGCAAAGUUAAUGGUUUAUCUAAACCAUAAACGAUGACCACACUGAGAUAAGUCUCAAGAUAAUUAGAAUUUUCCUGGAUUUCUGCAUAUAAUUGUGUGCAUGCCAUCCUAGUGAGCUUCUUCUUCUUCUUGUCGGGUCACAAGACCUGUCCAGUGGAGGGUGCAGGAUCUGGCUUUGUUAAGUGAGCUGAAAUAUCGUCUCAUUUUGUUUGAGAGAAAUUAACUCGUCUGCGAAUCUGUAACCAUGUAUUUUCAAAUCAAACGCAUAGAUCGAUAUUGACGGACAUGACGGACUCAAAAGUUACUACCAUCAUGGCCAGAAGGGGUAGAGUCCAAGAUAAACAAUGAUGUGGAUAACUUUGGAAUAUACAGACAAAAAUAAUGACUAAGUUAUGGAGAUUCAUGUAUGUCCGCAAAGGAAGAUGCUCUAAUAUUGCACGAUUAUUACGGAAAAUAUAAAAGCCGUUUACAACUCAGUACUUCUAUCAUCUCCAGUUGAGCAAAAACAACAUGUUGAAUAAUGGUGAAGAGAGUGCGAUACCGUCUUCGCCUUGGUCCUCAUUGCCGACGUCUCCGGCAUCAUCCUCCACCAUCGCUCGUCUUCCGAAGAACUUUAUCGGGAGGACGAUCGGUCUUGGAGGGCCUCGAGCCAGUCGGAGAGCACUGUCUUUCGAUAGCCCGGUUAAUAGGAGGAGGUCGUUGACCAGAUCGAUGACCAUGAUGUCAUUGACCCCUAUCUAUGAGGAGGCCAGGAUGUCUGCAAGAAAACAUCUGGUGAAUAGGCGGAUAACUGUGCUUGACAUGGACACCAUGAGUCAUGGGAGUGGUUCAAGGAAGGGGGCUACAUCGGCGGGAAAGGUUAUAAAUCGUCGCAGGACCGCACUGUCCCUACCGGAGGAAAAUAAGCCACAAGGACCAACGCCUUAUGAGCGGUUUAAGCUAAAAGCAAACGCAGUGAAGUGGCUUUGUAUGGUCUGCCUAGUAUAUAUGAGAGAGGCAUCUGAAAGAGCUCUUAAAGGAACUUUACUGGAGGUCGUGGAAGAGAUCUUGACCUCGGCGGAAGAGGAAGCAAAACGAACAGGGAAUGAUGGGGAUUACCCAAAAGGCAUUGUCAGUUCCGCUUACCCCGAUAUGACCUUCGAUGCAGCAGAUUAUCAACGCUUCUCAAAAAGAGAAGAAGGAUUACCGAAUAAGAUUAAGGACAUCUUAUCAAUGGAAGAAGACGAUAGAUCACAAGAACAAAUACAAAAUGUCGUUCGAAGUAUGCAGAGUAUCGAGGAGUUUGCUAAAUAUCCGCCAGAAAUACAAAAGAGGAUGUGUAAAUAUGCUUGGUAUGACGUAUUUACAAGAAAUCGAGUCAUCAUUCGAGAUAGAGAGCGAGCUGAAGGAAUGUACUUUGUAUUGUCUGGAAAACUUACCAUGACGACAGCUGGUGCAACUUACAUUCUAAAGAAAGGAGAUAAAUUUGGGGAAUUAGAUUUGAUCAACAACACGAACAGGAGUUGUACAGUGAUGUCUAAAGAUCAAGUUGAAUUAUUCUGCAUACAUAGUCAGGACUAUCCCGAUAUAUUUGACACAAAGUUAAAUGUGAAGCCAGAAGACUGCCUAGAAUAUCUCAAGUCCCUUCCGGUGUUUAAGGCAUGGACGGGGCACGACAAACUACCCGACUUUCCUGCUAACUGGGGUGUGCAAAAUUACAGAGCUGGUCAAGUAAUUGUCCCAGACAGCAUCAAGAAUGAUUGGAUUUACGUCAUUAAAUCAGGUACUUGUGAUGUACUGAAGCACUUAAAAGCAGACGUAUGCAUGAGGGAUAAGACUGGUAAAUUCUACAAGGAGUUCAAGAAGGCUGAAAAUGCCAAGGAGAUCGAAUUCACAAAUCAGAAGCUGGCCGAAAAAUUGCCCCCUCUAACCAGAGUGACAUUCUUGACCACACCUGGACCUAGUAGCAGGCGGAGCAGUACACGAAGCAGUACUGGGCAAACCCUGAGGAGUCGGGAGCCGAUCUCCGGGAUGUCUGAUGAAAUGGUGGCCAGGAAAAAAUGUGGUUCGCAUAUAACAGAUACUGUAUUCAGAAGUAAAAGCAUUCUCCAGUGUGUAAGGAGUGGGAGCCAUCCAGACACUCCUUUCUGUGUUAGAGUUGGAGAAUUAGAAGCUGGAGAUAUCUUUGAUAUUCUCACUGUAAUGCCUGGAUACAAACUCAACAAAAGUGACAAAGUCAGUUUGGUAAGCCAAGGAGCCGAAGCAAUAAAGAUCAGCAAAUCAUUCUUCCUAAAGUACGCAGACGAGAGAGUGUUCACAGAGAUUGAAAUGAGGUUUGAGCCGUAUCCCGACCAGGACACCUGCCUGAAAGACAUUGAUGUGACGACAGAGUGGCAGAGAUACAAGAAGGUGGAGAUGGAGAAGACAAUGCAUGAGGUCAAGGACAGGGUCCAACUCAGGAUAACAUCCAGAUAAUACCGUCAAAGACUUGAAAGAGACUAUUCGGUGGUGCAAAUAUAGCUAAAUGACACAUGCCGUAUAAACUAAAACAACAA